Stylophora pistillata is the source of this 5382-nucleotide messenger RNA. Its product is annotated as coiled-coil domain-containing protein 180. Lineage: Eukaryota; Metazoa; Cnidaria; Anthozoa; Scleractinia; Pocilloporidae. The record is from RefSeq and is a predicted model, not a curated record.
UAUAUACUUCAUGGAAGGCAGCCACAAAAUGUACACCUACUACACUUAGAAGAGGCGUACACGACAUACAUACAUAGGCAUACAUAACGUAAAGUAUACCCCUGGUGAGACAUGCAACAUUUGUGGCUGCCUUCCCUGAAGUAUAUACCGAUCAAUGGCCUUCACAAAGUAUUACACCAAUCCGGCUAAUUCCAGAGGAAGAAGUACGCAAGAAUCUUUCUUGUUUCAACCCAAGUGUAAUUUUUUCUACCAGCCAGUCCUACCAGCCGACAUCUCUUGAGACUUCUAUGAGCUUGGCUUGUUCUUACAAACAGCUGUUCUCGUGGACUCUAAGCGGCUUAUCUGAACGUACGUGAGUUAAUAAUGUACUUCAGUAUCCAGUGUAAGGCUGGCUGUAAAGGAACAGAACGAGGUACAGCUUGCACAGCCUGCGUGGGGGUGCACAUAUGAAAUCUUCAUCAUAUUUGACUGAUUCUGUGAGCCUGGUCGAACUGAAGCACUGGAAAACACAAGGCUACCAUCCAAACCCAUGCCUGCACCACUGGUUAUGGUAUUCUAAAAAGCUGUUAAAAGAGAUAGAUGCAGGGUGGGCCAAAUGAGAGUAGCAUAGAGAAUCCUGUGCAAUUCAAGCAUUUGUAUUUAAUAUGGCCCAGACUGAUGUAACACCACGCCGACUAAUUCCAGAGGAAGAGGUGUAUCGCCAGGUGUUUGAUGCGGAGGUAAGCCUAGUAGAAGCAUUGGAAAGUGAAAGGCUACCAUCCAAACCCAGGUCUGCACCGCUGUUACCACUGGUCAGGGAAUCUAGAGCCGUGACUGGUCAUGGUAUUCUGACAAGCCGGCAAAAACGAUGGAUGCAGGGCCGGCCUAAUGAGAGUAGUAUAGAGAAUCCUGUGCAUUUCAAAUAUACAGCUCUUGAUGCUAUUCAGAAUACUUCCAAACGAGAUAGCUUUUUUGAUGCUCUUGAAGUCAGAGGGCUUCCAGAUACACCAAAAACAGUUCAAAAGAAGACAAAUAUUAUUGAAAGACUAGAGGCAAGCAGAAAGGAAAGACAUGAAUCAUAUUUGGAAGAUAUGUAUCAAGAGUUUGGAGUCAUCAAUGCUGAACUGGAACCACGCAUCCUUGAAUCAUGUGAGAAUUUGAAAGAGCAUUUGCUUGAAAAUGAUACAGAAAUUGAGCAGCUGCUGCAAACAAUAAAAAGUGACGAUGACCUCUUGCUUCACAACAUGUCUGACCUGGGAGAACUGUGGGAUUCCAUUUCUGAACAUUCCGUUUGUCGUCAAACAUGGAUUAAAGAGUUAGAUGCCAUUCUCGAACAGGUGGAGAACGACAGGGGUAAUUUGAUCCGCGAGACCCUUAAAAGUUAUAACAAAGUUCUUGAGCGAGUGGCGCACUUGAUGCCCCCUGAUGUACACAGGUUACUGGAGAGAGAAGCUCAACGUGUUAACUCUACUAUUCUGAUGAACAGGAGAGCAUAUGCUGACCUCACUUCUCAUUUACUGAGUGCUGAUGUCGAACGUGAGAGGCAGUGUUACAUUUCUUGGCAGAGACGGGUGGAAGACUGGAGGCAACUGAAAUGUAAAGUCGCCGUACAGAGAUUUAACGAGUUCAUGCAGAGCCCAGCAAUUAAAGGUCCGCCAGAACUUAAAAGGAAGAUGCAGUUUUUCACUACAGAACAAAAGACACUAAACAAGAAGCGAUUGGAUCUCCUGGAAUCGCUAAGGAAUAUGAGGCCUCCUAAUUCCACUAAAUCUGCUGUUUAUCAAUGGAACGCUGGAUUGACAGACAUAUGCCGUCAACUUGAGGAAGUCCAUGCCAGAUACAAAGACAUUAUACAAAGCGAGUAUGAUAAGGUUAUUGACCACUGCAUGGACGAAGUCAACCGUGUCAAGGAACAGUUUCUAUCAGGAGGAAUUCUUGACGCAGUUAGAACAGAAGAGGUGAUGAAUGAAUCAUUUCUGCCACUCGUUGGUGAAAAGCAAACUAAAUUUGAACACGAGAUUGACAAAAUGGAGCGCUCUUUGGAAAACUUGAGCAAUUUUCACGUCAUGAUGAUCAAAUCUCUGUUCAAGUUUGUACAAGGAGCCGCGCAUUUGUGGGACUUACACGAGAUCGGGUUGGCUAGACAAGAAAGAAACCUUCAGGAACUGUUGGAGAAGAAUCGUAGAGACCAUGAUGGUGCAAAUCAAGUAAAAGAAGCCAAUUUGGAUAUCAUCAUGGACAAAAUGAGACAAGAUUCAAGUGAGCAGACACUAAAAUAUAGCUUGGAAAAGGCGCUUUCAGCUCUGGAUGAAAUAAAAACACUGUAUAACGAUUUUCACACCCUUCAAAUGCGGACGUCAAGUUCUUAUUCCGAUUUAGUCAACGAAGAACUGACGAAAUAUGACGGUGAAGUGUGCAAGUAUUUUCAAGUGGACAGGAGACCAUCAAUGUCUGAACCAAAACCAAAGAAGAAAGAUUUCAAUUCGGGGAAACCAGAACAGAGCAAGGCAAAGAAGAAAACUACUCCUGCGCAGUCUAUCGAAGAUGUACUCACAACCUCGAAUGGCACCACGUUCUACAUUCUAGUGGAGCCAGGUGAACACGGCCUUCUAGGGAGUCCGGAGAGCAUUAAGAGUAUGAAGACGUGUAUAACCUUUAUUACGGAUACACAAGAAGAGUACGAAGAAGAAGACAUUUUACCGCCUUAUAUUGAGGCCAUCGUGAUCAAGGAAGAACUUUUCUUGGAUCUUAGAAAACACAUAAGAAUGGAGUUCUUGGAACAUUUGGAGGAAUGGAAGAUUCAAGCCGUGGACAGAGCAAAUAGUGUUGUAGCGGCUAAGAUUGAGGAGUUGAACAGCGAGUUAGAUUUACGACUUCAUCUUCAUGAGCCGAGAGCAUCCAGAGCUGAGCAGGAUGUGCAUAAUGUUAGAGCAGCGGAAUUGGUGAUGCAUCGUGAGCGGGUUGAACGUCAUUGUAGAGGAGUUACUACCUCAUUGAACGAGUUCAAAGCUAGGUUCCAACAGAUGGUAGAAGAACACGAUAAAGAGACGGACAUUUUUAAACAUUCUGUUCAAGAACUCGAAGCAACAUUUACAUCCGCGACUAAAACUCAUGAACUCUUGGUGAUACAAGAUCAAGUAACUGGGCGGGUUGAGCAAUACAUGGAUGUGAUCAGAACUUCCCUCAGAAAGUUCCGUCACGAUCUGGACGAUAUGCUGAGCACUCUACGGAAUUCAAAUGCAAGAUUCAGGAAGACUUUCAAGGUAUUCUCUGAUGGUGGAAAUUUUUCGACGGAUGAAGUAGAUGAGUACAGAAAGAAACUAGAGCGUAUGGCGAGUAAGAUCGACUCGUCUGAAGGAUCCUUCAUGGCUGAAUUAGAGGGAAUGGAGUCAAAAAGACUAGAGGCAGCAUGUGACUAUGCUGGCAAGCUGGAGGAUAGAUUUAAAAAUCAUUUGUUUGACUUAACAUUCAUGGAAAAAGUAACAAGGUGGCUCACAAACACGCAAGUCAAAGUCAAAAGUGAGGUCGCAUUUAGUAAUUCUCAAGCGAAAAAGCUCGCAAUUUAUUUGUCCACCUUUGAACGCCACAUUGAUGCAGUUGAAAAGCCAAAUCUUGACAAAGAGCAAGUGACAGCCCGUGAUGUACAAAGCAGCUUGAUCCCAAUCCUCCAAACAUUCCAUGAGAGGUCAUUGUACUUGAAUUGUCUUCUAAACCCCGCCACGCCUAGUUUGGCGAUUCUGCAGGCCGGCCUUAAGAGAAAAGAGGAUAAAAAAGAAGAAGAGAGGAAGGAAGACAAAGGAUCAAAGGGAAAACUCAAGUUACUUAGCCACAAGCUUUCAGAUCAGGAUAAACAGUCAAGACAGAGGACCAUUUGUCGAAAAGUAAGUGCGUCCAGACGGGAUCCUCAGGGACCCAGAUACGACAAGAAAUACCUGGUGUUUGGUGACAAGAUGGAAGAGGGAAGGUACUUAAUGGCUCGUAUCAGAAACACAUUGAGGGAAGGCCUGGAGGGUUUAUUGGCUACUUCUGAGAUGUAUUAUCGCCAGAAAGGCCAGCGGACUCCAACUCGGCCCCAGGCCAUUCAUGAGAAUUUUGAUCUGUGCGCCGAAGCAUUGGUUCAACGGUUGACUUCCUAUAAGACUCAGGCUGAGGAAUAUCACAACUCAUGUAUUCAAGAACUUCGCACCCAGAUGCAGAAGUUUUCAGUAAUUUUAGUUCACCUCCCACCCCUAGUGGUGCAGAUAAUUGUCACUGAUCAGGUCAGGGACUUGGAGAAAGAGAGGAAAACAUUAGAGGAAGACUAUGAAGUCAGAGUUCAAGAACUAGAGAGGAGAAAGAAUUUACAUCAAUCUCAACUGCGACCAUCUUUGGGCCAUCCACACAACAGGACCGAGAUGGACACAUUGUGUAGCAGCGAGGAGAGAAGAAGACAGGAGGCCCUGGAUGGAGCUAAACAACAUGCAGAGGCAUUAGCGAAACUUGAAGCUCAGUUUGCAAGCUCGUUUAUUGAGAAACUAGCACAGACUUGUGAGACCAUGUUACUACAGUUUGAUGCAGUUCUCUCCCUUGAAGACGUCGAAGUGGCAAAGGUCGAACCCAAACCAAUGAGCACCAAAAGAUUACUCAGAGAAAAAUUGGUCGGCGAUGACGACGGAAAAGAUAAGUUAGCGCCUUUCCCGUCUGGUGGUACAUCUUGGGAAGGACUGCCAACGAACGAACUUGUGCUCGAAGAACCAAUUGACAAGAAGAAUAGAACUCCCACUGUAAAGACUGUUAAGACAACGCAAGGACACGUAGCUGUAAUAAAAUCCCGCAACAAAGCAUAUGAGGGUUACAAAGAAAAGUUUGAUGCUCGACUGACGGCCAUACGAGAAGAAAUGGAUGCACGGAUACAAAACGAAGAACGAUGGACAAGAAGUUGGCAACGAUCAAUCAAUAAAAUAAAAGAACUUUAUUAGGAUGGUUUCCUCCAGUUACGGUCGAUUUGUGAUUUUAUUUUAUAACAGUUUUUACGUUAAAGACUGUUUGUUUUACAUCGCCAAAAAGAUAAAAAGCAAUUGAAGUGAGAAAAGGCGAUAUUCAUAGGGAUCUGUGUCGUUGAAGAUGUAUAUAACCUGAAGUUUUCAACUUGUCAUUCGCAACCGCUGUUUACUUUUAUCAUCCUUGCCCAUCUUCUUUUCUUGUUGUUUUUAUUCUUACCUCCCUGAUGCUAAUCUUCACAAAAAUAAACUUCCAUUUCAAGAUUUAAUCCAUUUGUUCAAAUUAUCAAGACUACUUUCACUACUUUUCAUUCUGAAUAAGCUUUAUUUGUAGAAUUGAUUUCCUGUACAGGUAUUCAUCGCCGUGAACGUUUGAAAUGAUGACUGUAAAAAAUGUAAAUAAACCUUUCAUUUGAUCGGUGAA